CAGAUGCUGAAGUUCCAUGUGGUCUGCGGGGGCCUGAGGUUCCUGUGCGUUCGCCGUGUCUCCACCAUCCCCGCCGCCUCCCCAAAUGUCCGGCGCCUGGAAUACAAGCCCAUCAAGAAGGUCAUGGUGGCCAACCGCGGUGAGAUCGCCAUCCGCGUGUUCCGGGCCUGCACGGAGCUGGGCAUCCGCACCGUGGCCAUCUACUCCGAGCAGGACACGGGCCAGAUGCAUCGGCAGAAGGCGGACGAAGCCUAUCUCAUCGGCCGCGGCCUCGCGCCCGUGCAAGCCUACCUGCACAUCCCCGACAUCAUCAAAGUGGCCAAGGAAAAUGGUGUGGACGCAGUGCACCCUGGCUACGGGUUCCUCUCGGAGCGAGCAGACUUUGCCCAAGCCUGCCAGGACGCCGGGGUCCGGUUCAUUGGGCCGAGCCCCGAGGUGGUCCGCAAGAUGGGAGAUAAGGUGGAGGCCCGGGCCAUUGCCAUUGCCGCUGGUGUCCCCGUGGUCCCCGGCACAGACGCCCCUAUCACCUCCCUACACGAGGCUCAUGAGUUCUCCAGCACCUACGGCUUCCCCAUCAUCUUCAAGGCCGCCUAUGGGGGCGGGGGGCGUGGCAUGAGGGUCGUCCACAGUUACGAGGAAUUGGAGGAGAACUACACCCGCGCCUACUCAGAGGCCCUGGCUGCCUUCGGGAACGGGGCGCUAUUUGUGGAGAAGUUCAUCGAGAAGCCACGCCACAUCGAGGUGCAGAUCCUGGGGGACCAGUACGGGAACAUCCUGCAUCUGUAUGAGCGAGACUGUUCUAUCCAGCGGCGGCACCAGAAGGUGGUGGAGAUCGCACCUGCUGCCCAUCUGGACCCCCAGCUCCGGACCCGCCUCACCAGCGACUCCGUCAAACUUGCUAAGCAGGUGGGCUAUGAGAAUGCGGGCACUGUGGAGUUCCUGGUGGACAAACACGGCAGGCACUACUUCAUCGAGGUCAACUCCCGGCUGCAGGUGGAGCACACGGUCACCGAGGAGAUCACAGAUGUGGACCUGGUCCAUGCCCAGAUCCACGUGGCAGAGGGCAGGAGCCUGCCGGACCUGGGCCUGCGGCAGGAGAACAUCCGCAUCAAUGGCUGUGCCAUCCAGUGCCGGGUCACCACGGAGGACCCCACACGCGGCUUCCAGCCCGACACCGGCCGCAUCGAGGUGUUCCGGAGCGGAGAGGGCAUGGGCAUCCGCCUGGACAAUGCCUCCGCCUUCCAAGGUGCCGUCAUCUCUCCCCACUACGACUCCCUGUUGGUCAAGGUCAUCGCCCAUGGCAAAGACCACCCCACAGCCGCCACCAAGAUGAGCAGAGCCCUGGCCGAGUUCCGCGUCCGUGGCGUGAAGACCAACAUCCCCUUCCUCCAGAAUGUGCUCAACAACCAGCAGUUCCUGGCCGGCACCGUGGACACCCAGUUCAUCGACGAGAACCCGGAGCUGUUCCAGCUGCGGCCCGUGCAGAACCGGGCCCAGAAGCUGCUGCACUACCUGGGACACGUCAUGGUGAACGGCCCCACCACCCCGAUCCCUGUCAAGGCCAGCCCCAGCCCCGUCGACCCUGUGGUGCCCAUGGUGCCCAUAGGCCCGCCCCCGGCCGGCUUCCGAGACAUCCUGCUGCGCGAGGGGCCCGAGGGCUUUGCCCGAGCCGUGCGGAGGCACCAGGGGCUGCUGCUCAUGGACACGACCUUCAGGGACGCCCACCAGUCGUUGCUGGCCACGCGCGUGCGCACCCAUGACCUCAAGAAGAUCGCCCCCUACGCCGCCCACAACUUCAGCAGCCUCUUCAGCGUGGAGAACUGGGGAGGAGCCACGUUCGACGUCGCCAUGCGCUUCCUGUACGAGUGCCCCUGGCGGCGGCUGCAGGAACUGCGGGAGCUCAUCCCCAACAUCCCAUUCCAGAUGCUGCUGCGUGGGGCCAACGCCGUGGGCUACACCAACUACCCCGACAACGUGGUCUUCAAGUUUUGCGAGGUGGCCAAGGAGAACGGCAUGGAUGUCUUCCGGGUCUUUGAUUCCCUCAACUACUUGCCCAACCUGCUGCUGGGCAUGGAGGCGGCGGGCAGCGCCGGGGGCGUGGUGGAGGCCGCCAUCUCGUACACAGGGGACGUGGCCGACCCCAGCCGCACCAAGUACUCGCUGCAGUACUACAUGGGCCUGGCAGAGGAGCUGGUGCGCGCUGGCACCCACAUCUUGUGCAUCAAGGACAUGGCGGGGCUGCUGAAGCCCGCGGCCUGCACCCUGCUGGUCAGCUCCCUCCGGGACCGCUUCCCCGACCUCCCGCUGCACAUCCACACACACGACACGUCGGGGGCAGGCGUGGCGGCCAUGCUGGCCUGCGCUGAGGCGGGGGCUGACGUCGUGGACGUGGCCGCCGACUCCAUGUCCGGGAUGACCUCACAGCCAAGCAUGGGGGCCCUGGUGGCCUGCACCCGAGGCACCCCCCUGGACACAGGGGUCCCCCUGGAGCGAGUGUUUGAUUAUAGCGAGUACUGGGAGGGGGCCCGGGGACUAUACUCAGCCUUCGACUGCACGGCUACCAUGAAGUCUGGCAACUCGGACGUGUACGAGAACGAGAUCCCAGGGGGCCAGUACACCAACCUGCACUUCCAGGCCCACAGCAUGGGACUCGGAGCCAAGUUCAAAGAGGUCAAGAAGGCCUACGUGGAGGCCAACCAGAUGCUGGGCGACCUCAUCAAGGUGACGCCCUCCUCCAAGAUCGUGGGCGAUCUGGCCCAGUUCAUGGUGCAGAACGGGCUGAGCCGGGCGGAGGCCGAGGCCCAGGCGGAGGAGCUGUCCUUCCCCCGCUCCGUGGUGGAGUUCCUGCAGGGCUACAUCGGGGUCCCCCACGGCGGCUUCCCCGAGCCGCUGCGCUCUAAGGUGCUGAAGGACCUGCCGAGGGUGGAGGGGCGGCCCGGCGCCUCCCUGCCACCCCUGGACCUGCAGGCGCUAGAGAAGGAGCUGAUUGAGCGGCACGGGGAGGAGGUGACCCCAGAGGACGUGCUGUCCGCAGCCAUGUACCCGGACGUCUUUGCCCAGUUCAAGGACUUCACUGCCACCUUCGGCCCCGUGGACAGCCUCAACACCCGCCUCUUCCUGCAGGGACCCAAGAUCGCAGAGGAGUUUGAGGUGGAGCUCGAGCGGGGCAAGACGCUGCACAUCAAGGCCCUGGCCAUGAGCGACCUGAACCGUGCCGGGCAGCGGCAGGUCUUCUUCGAGCUCAACGGGCAGCUCCGCUCCAUCCUGGUCAAGGACACACAGGCCAUGAAGGAGAUGCACUUCCACCCCAAGGCCCUGAAGGACGUGAAGGGCCAGGUCGGGGCGCCCAUGCCAGGGAAGGUGAUCGACAUCAAGGUGGCAGCAGGAGCCAAGGUGGCCAAGGGCCAGCCCCUGUGUGUGCUCAGUGCCAUGAAGAUGGAGACGGUGGUGACCGCGCCCGUGGAGGGCACUGUGCGCAAGGUGCACGUGGCCAAGGACAUGACGCUGGAGGGCGACGACCUCAUCCUGGAGAUGGAGUGACCUUGCCUUCCCCGGCCCGGCCCU
This is a messenger RNA of Orycteropus afer afer, 3564 nucleotides long. RefSeq names its product pyruvate carboxylase (gene PC). Gene Ontology annotation, biological process: gluconeogenesis; pyruvate metabolic process. Gene Ontology annotation, cellular component: cytoplasm. The record is from RefSeq and is a predicted model, not a curated record. Lineage: Eukaryota; Metazoa; Chordata; Mammalia; Tubulidentata; Orycteropodidae. Gene Ontology annotation, molecular function: pyruvate carboxylase activity; metal ion binding; ATP binding.